AUGGCAGAGACACAGUCCGCAAAGCAUAGGGACGCACUGUGCCUUUUUGAUGUGGAUGGAACGUUAACCCCUGCCAGAAAGAAAGUGGACCCUGAGGUGGAUAUAUUUUUACAGAAGCUCCGGCAAAGAGUAAAGAUUGGAGUUGUGGGAGGCUCUGAUUAUUCAAAGAUUGCAGAACAGCUCGGAGAAGGUGAUCAAGUGGUUCACAAAUUUGAUUACGUGUUUGCAGAGAAUGGUACGGUUCAGUACAAAGAUGGUCAGCUGCUUUCAAGACAGGCCAUACAAAAUCACCUGGGGGAAGAACUACUUCAAGAUCUUAUUAACUUCUGUCUGAGUUACAUUGCAAUGCUCAAACUGCCUAAGAAACGAGGAACAUUCAUUGAGUUUCGCAAUGGAAUGUUGAACAUCUCGCCUAUUGGCCGUAGCUGCAAUCAAGAGGAGAGGAUAGAAUUUUCUGAGUUGGAUAAAAAAGAAAAAAUCAGAGAAAAAUUUGUUGCAGCUCUACAGAAUGAGUUUGCAGGCAAAGGAUUGAGGUUUACAAGGGGUGGCAUGAUCAGCUUUGAUGUUUUCCCUGAAGGAUGGGACAAACGCUGCUGUCUGGAUAUUCUUGAUGAGGAACAGUUUAGCACUAUUCACUUCUUUGGAAAUGAGACAUCACCUGGGGGUAAUGACUAUGAAAUCUAUGCAGAUCCUCGUACGGUGGGACAUACAGUGACAUCCCCUCAGGACACUGUACGGCGAUGUCGGCAACUCUUUUUCCCUGAAAGAGACAACGAAGUUUGA
Messenger RNA from Staurois parvus, 783 nucleotides. NCBI's taxonomy places the organism in Eukaryota, Metazoa, Chordata, Amphibia, Anura, Ranidae. The record is from the annotation of a GenBank genome assembly.